Molecule: messenger RNA, 897 nt
Organism: Fonsecaea erecta
Lineage: Eukaryota; Fungi; Ascomycota; Eurotiomycetes; Chaetothyriales; Herpotrichiellaceae
Exons: 1
Coding region: 1-897 (298 amino acids)
Biological process (GO): protein deubiquitination
Molecular function (GO): cysteine-type deubiquitinase activity
Source: RefSeq, a predicted model, not a curated record
AUGGAAGAAUUACUCGCGAAACACCGCAAGGAGAAGCGAGACCUCCAGGCAAGGAUCACGCAGAAAAAGAAAAAUGCAACCAAGAAGACCAGAAAGGGGGUCAAUGACGAGUGUGAAAGACUCGAGCGAGAACUGGCUGAGAAGCAGCAGGCCGAGAUUCAGGACUUGGAUCCCCAAGAUCCCAAUGAAGUACAGGAGACGCUGGAGGAUCUGGCCAUCAGUGAUCAACCAGGAAGCGAAAUCAAUGGCCAGCCAGAAUUGGAACCGGAACCUCUUCAACAAGUCGACCCUGCAACACCAACGUCAGGGGAUCAGUCCCGGCAUCGAAAGCCAAACCGGCAAAAAGCAAGACUGGCACGGCGAGCAGCGGAGCAAGAGGCACAAGCAGCGGCGGCCGCUCUUGAGGCGGAGAACAUUCCCGAUCUCCGUGAGCAAGAACUCGCUAGCAUGAAGCAACAGAUGAGCAAACUAGGCUUGUCAGAAACGCUCAUCCGGCCGGACGGUCACUGUCUCUUUUCCGCCUGCGCACACAGCAUGCCUCUCGACAUACUUGCAACAAAAGCCGCAGGGAACAAAAAGGAGCCGUAUGAGAGAGUUAGAUAUGCAGCAGCAGAGUUCAUGGCUCAACAUCCCGAGGAUUUCGAGGCAUUCAUGGAGGAGCCGUUGAACGCGUAUGUGAGCAAGAUCAGAGAUACGGCAGAAUGGGGUGGCGAGUUGGAGUUGCAGGCUAUUGCGCGAUCGUACAAUGUCGAGAUCAACGUGCUUCAAGCGGAUGGCCGGGUGGAAAAGAUCUCCUCCCAAAGCGGACCAAACGACACCAUCUGGCUGGCAUAUUACCGACACAGCUUUGGGUUGGGUGAGCACUAUAAUGCGCUGAGGAAAGUGGACAAAAGUUGA